Messenger RNA from Trichomonas vaginalis G3, 612 nucleotides. RefSeq lists its product as uncharacterized. The record is from RefSeq and is a predicted model, not a curated record. Bases 1 to 612 code for a protein of 203 amino acids. Lineage: Eukaryota; Parabasalia; Trichomonadida; Trichomonadidae. The transcript has a single exon.
AUGAUCGAGAACACAAACCCUAACACAUUGACGAGCCCAGAUAAAAGGAGGAGAGCUCGUUUUUCAUUGCCAACUAACGACCGCUCGAAGGUUUUCGGUCGCAGAGUUAGUAUGAAUUCAUUAUUGAAUCCAAAAGAGAACAACAGUCCAAUCAAUUCACCACUUAAUUCAUCAAGUGAUGCUGAGUGGGCAACAUUUCAAGCUGCUCUCAAUACAGCCAAGAAUCAGGGCCAAGAUUUCGAUGAUUCAGAUUGCUCAUUUGAGGAAGAAGUUGAUGAGGAUAACAAAUACCUUAGGAAGCUUGACUCAGUAUCGCCAAAUAAGAAGAGAUUGAGUAUUGGUACAAUCAACACAGCAAGAAAUGAAAUUGCACUUAUGAAGAGAGAUCUUGAAAUUGAAAGCGAGAUGCAAGCUCUUGAUAAAGAGGUUGCUGAUAUGGAAGAAGCUUUCAGAACAAUGUACGCUGAAAUUACCCAACAGCGUGUAAAUAUUGAAAGAAAUACAAAUGAUAAUGUUGUUUAUGAUAUGAUCAUGAAUCUUGACUUAACAAACAUUGACCCAAUGCUUUGGGCCCCAACCAUGGAAAAAAUUGCUAAUAAUUACUCUGUUUAA